Molecule: messenger RNA, 3081 nt
Organism: Oncorhynchus mykiss (rainbow trout)
Lineage: Eukaryota; Metazoa; Chordata; Actinopteri; Salmoniformes; Salmonidae
Product: adhesion G protein-coupled receptor E5
Biological process (GO): adenylate cyclase-activating G protein-coupled receptor signaling pathway
Cellular component (GO): plasma membrane
Molecular function (GO): calcium ion binding; G protein-coupled receptor activity
Source: RefSeq, a predicted model, not a curated record
AGGCAUUGAAUUGCAAGUAUUUAGACAGCUAUGUACCGGAAUCUUCAUUAUCGCUCACCAUCUUGUGUGACGUGCGUUUUAGCCAGUACUGAGAAAUUCUGUUUUUGUUUAUUGAAUGUGUCAUUCUGAUUACACAACAUGGUUUGGGAUGAUGCAUAGUUUUGCAAGUUGUGUUUUUUGUUUUAUUUAGGGGGGAAAUGAGAGGGAAGAAUGCAUCUUUUAAAGUGUCUCAUUUUGUAUUCCUUAGGUAGGGUGACACACUAAAGCUCUUAAUGUUUGUGAUGUCUUUGACUGGAUUUUUUUUUAUACCCGUUUAUCUCUUUCCCCAUCACUGAUAGAGGAGGUGGAGAUGACGACGAGAAGAACUGAUAUCGUGACUUCCAUUUUCUACUUCAAGAUGAAAUCUCUUCAGAUGACAGUGUUGAGAAAAGUAACAAAAGGGAGACAUUUGCAGAGAGAAUAGCGUGACCGUGUUGAAGUACGACUCUGUCAGUUACACGGCCCGCACAGUUAAUUGACAAACGACAAACUGCCUUUGUAAUGGGAGUGAAUUUAUGCUUCUGGAUUCUUGGUCUCUACCUGGCCCUACCUUUGGAAGGGAUAUAUCCUCCACUCUGUCAAACAGGGUAUACGAUUUCUAAGAUUGGAAGUGGCUGUUCUGAUACAGAUGAGUGUGUGGAAGAUCCCUCCAUCUGUGGGAACCAUUCUACUUGCUUCAACACCCUUGGUAGCUACCACUGUCAGUGUCAUCCUGGGUUCGAAUCUAGGAUCGCUUAUUUCACCUCCGCAGAUGGAGGAUGUACAGACAUUGAUGAGUGUGGUGAGGACAGACAUAUUUGUGGGGAGUGGGGAACCUGUCACAAUAGGAAGGGAAGCUACUGGUGCAGUUGUCUCCAGGGAUUCCAUCAGGAAGGAGAUAUAAGUUCUAUGUGUGUAGACGUAAAUGAGUGUAUAGGGGCUGGCAACAAAUACCCCUGUGGCGAGAAUGGAACCUGCUGGAAUCUGGAGGGCAGCUACAGGUGUCAUUGUCCCCCUGGAUUCACUACCUACGGCAACAACCAAUCUAAGUGUCAAGAGCUGAAUUGUGACCCUUUUGCAACUCAGAGUACACCUGAACAGACUCUACCAGGUUUUGACAGCCUCUUGUCUCUCCUGAGAAACAACUGUUUGGUGUUGAUUAACUCCUCUGGGUUGGCUGGAGCUACAGAAAAGACUGGAGAGGCGCUUUUGACAGUACUGGCCAAUGUCACUGAUGUUCUUCAACUCCAGUCCAAUGGUCAAGGGGGUAACAGCGGGAAAGUGACUACGCUACUGAGGACAGUAGAAAACUCUAUCAGACUGAUUGCUCCACAGCUGAGAGAAAAUGUGAGCAGGAUAAAUACAAGCCAUACAGAGGUAGAAGUUGUGGUGAGGAGGGACAGGACACCACCCCGAGGACCAGUCAGACUGACAAAUGAAAACAUCCAACUUGACACCACCUGGGAGACGGCGAUCGGAGAUGACACGAAUUUCCCAGGUUUUGCGUUUGCCAUUUUGCUCAGCUACAAGAGUCUGCAGACUUUGACCAACAGCUCCGAGCAGCUCUCCUCCAGAGUGGUGACUGUAUCUGUUAGCAACCCCAACACAACAAACCUGUCUGAACCGAUCAUUCUCACCUUCAAUCACUUGAAGUCCAGUGAUGCGAAUACCACCUGUGUUUAUUGGUCAGAGGAUGGUGAGGGGGCUUGGUCAAUCCAGGGCUGCGCCUCCGUGAUGUCCAACUCCACCCACACUGUGUGCUCCUGCACCCAUCUCAGCAGCUUUGCCCUGCUCAGGGGAAUCCAAGAGAAUAAGAAAUGCAGACAGUUGGUGAUGUGGGCGGGCGCUUCCGUGGCGCUGGCUUGUGUGGUCCUAUCCCUGCUCAUGACCCUGUGGUGUCGCUUUGUCAGCAAAAAGCGCAAUGGAGGGAGCCGACCAGAACAGCAUUUUAACCUCUAAAGCACCUCAAUUUAGACAGCAGGGAUUUCUAAAAUCUAUUUCCUGUGUUUUGUAUAUAAUCCCACCCUAUGUCAAUUUACUGUAAAAUAACUAUUUAGACUGUGAACAAACUGUUAGAAAAUGUAAAUAUGAUGUUUCAGUUUCAACCUCAGUCAAUUGAUAAACAUGAUUUCAUGAAAUAUAUAAAUGUAUUUUGAUAUUAUUGAUUGUUCUCAAUUCCCAUCAAUGUCAAUUUACUUUUAUCACUGUUCAAUUGUACGUAGACGAGUUUACCAUAUAGUAUUAUUGUACAGGUUUAAAUAGCAACUCUGUUGUAAUCAAAGGAAGGACGUAGAUGUUUGUUCAUGAAAGACUGAACACACACCUUUACGCUCACUGUGUAUACUGGACACGUAGAAAGGGACAAACUGCACAUGCAUACCUACAUUACAUUCAUACUGUUAUGUGGCCUGGAGACGGGUUCAAGUGCAUCAGGCAGAUUGUGUGAGAACAUGAAACGAGGAGAACAAAACAUGCGUUAAACAGCAACCUCUUCAAUAUUUCAGGCUUCCUAAGUAGGAAAGCUCAAAUUAGAGUGCUGUGUAGUGAAGCUCAUCAAGUCCAUCAGCUGCAGCUUCCUAAAACCUGGCUUUCCUGAAACGGGUAGGUGAAGAACCGACGGUCCAGGUUGAGUUUCUGUUUUGGUUAGAAUGUCAGAGAAUGAAAAACAUCUUUUAAAGGUCCUGAACAGUUAAAAUUGUGUUUAUCAUCAAAUUGGAUGACUUGGAUUAAACCCUAUCAGAGUAUGACAAACGACUGUCGCUGGUACAUUGAUAAAGUUAGAUCAUAAAUUGACUUGCUUCCUCCUUUAUGUCAAAAUCUUGAAUUCAGGAAUCUAGAUACUGUUUGCUUAUUGGGGAUCGGUGAAACAUCCACAUUUAUUCGCUCAUUUUAAUACACCAAUAGUAACGUCUUAUUCUCAUACCCUAUUUAAAUAAGUACUGCCUUGUAACCAUCAUUGCAGAAGACGUGUUCGCAGAGGGACGUGGUUUACAUAGCUAGCUAGCUAGACUACAGGUGUCAAAAUUUGACUGCAGGGUGUUAUAGGUUUCCCCUAUUUAUCUG